CUGAUACUGGGAAGUAAAUAAUGUGAUUGUUCAAUAUUAUAGAGGUCAAAUAAAGUUGCGGAGCUUCAGAAACUUUAUAAACGUCAACUUAAAUAUUCAAAAUGCAAGAAGAAUUUUACGCUGCUGCCGAAAAAAUUUUGAGCGAUUUAUACAAUUUAUUUUCAAAGGAUCCUAAAUUGAAAAGUUUUGAAAUACUGCCUGUAGUGCAAAUCGAGAAUAAGUCACCAAUACAUGUUGAGGAGCAUUGUUUAGCUUUAGAAUCCUGGUGUGUGCCUCAUAUUUACUGUUAUGCCUACAAGAAUUUGAUGAAUCAUAGACAAAUAAAAGGAAAACUUAGAGAUGCUGAAAAAUGCAACACCUUGCUAAUGGGUGCCUUGCUACUGAACCCGGACAUAACAACAUUUUGGAAUAUGAGGAAGGAACUUAUUAGAAGUGGAAAAUUAGAUCCAUAUUUUGAUUUACAUUUUACAUCUGUUAUAUUGACAUUCAAACCAAAAUGUGCUGAUUUGUAUGCUUUUCGGAAAUGGAUACUUAAGUAUUUAGUCCAGAGUUCUAGAAAUAAUGAAAAUUUAUUUGAAAAUGAAAUCCAAAUUUGCGAAGCUGCUGCAGAUCGUUACUCAAAUAACUACCAUGCUUGGACUCAUCGCAUUUGGUGUUUGACACAGUCUUUGCCAAAUUCAUUACAAAGAGAAUGGGCUGCUUCCAUGAAAUGGGUCCAAAGACAUGUUUCUGAUUAUAGUGGAUUCCAUUACAGGCAGAAGUUAAUAACAUUCCUUUUAUCUUACAUUGAUAGUAGGUCAUAUGAUCAGGAAGUUAUCAAGUUAAUAUUAUUCAGUGUUGACGAAGCCACUGAAGGAUUUCUUCACAACUUCAAAACAUAUGAAUUGACGGCUCAGACCAUUCCUCUUACAUUGAAGAUAUUUGUUUACGAACUCUCACUUAACUCAGAUUUAAUUUGGAAUUUUGUUGGACAUGAAGCCCUCUGGUGCCAUCGUAGGUUCAUAUUUCAUGAAAUAAAAAGGUUAUUAUUAGAUUCAAACUGUCCAAAAUAUUGGGGUCGCCUUGAUACAUCCAAUCCUGCUGAUGGUACACCUCCUGAAAAGACUCCAAAGAUUGGGAAACAUAGUGUAGGAAGUGAGUUUUCUUUAAUUCUAAGUAUAUAUGAAGACAUGUUUCUAGCAAAAUGUUCUGAUGAAAGAGAACCUAGACAAAUGUUCUAUGCUAACAAACAUAAGCAGUGGCUAGCCAAGUUUUCUAAAUUUCGCUUACCUUUGAAUGAAGAUAGGGAUAAUCCAGUUUUUAGAGGGAGUUACAAAUGAUCAUAUAUUUUAGAAAUAGUCUUUCUUUAAAACAUAGUUAAUGAGUAGAAACACAUAGUAUCAAUUCAAAGUGUAUCUGAGCUAAGAUGUUAUAGGGUUCCACUUUUGACUCAGUUGAUAGUAUGUAAUAUUAAAUCUUCUAAUAAUAGUAAAAAUUAAUGUACAUACUUUUUUUAAACUACUGUAAUCAAACAGCCAUAAAUUAAGCAGUCAAGGUUCAUUAAGAAGUUAUGUUUUUUUACACUUGCUACUACUGCUUUGUUUAUUAACUGUUUUGAAAAUGUUAUUUUAAAAGACCAUUAUAGUCAUUAGUAGAUCUCUAUAACUGUAAGUAUAUGUAUAUAUUUUACUUAGUGGAAUUGUAAAACUUUAGAAUAUACAAUUUUUUAUACCCUUUAUAAAGAGAGUACAGUUAUUUAGUUAUAAAUCAUUAUAAUAGUUAGAGACAAUUUUUGAACAAUAUCUCAAUGGUAUAUUAGCCAGUUCUUAUAGAAGAAAGAGCCAUCAGCUGUUUAGAAUAACUGAGCUGAUUCUGAUGAAAGUUGAUAUCAACUUAAAAACUCACUAAUAAUUCCUUAGGAGUGUAUUAGUCAGUAUAUAUACAGACCUAGGAUUAUUGAUAUAAUAAUCUCUUAAAAUUAGUGGGUUUGGCAACCACAAAUUUGAUUAUGCGCUAAUACUGUUUUUAAAAUCCAAAGAAUUUGACAUCCGUGAAUUGAGUAUUAGAAUAUUCAUGGAAUAAAAAUCACAAGCUUAAGCAAUUUAAAGCAUAGUAUGUAUAUACAUACUGAAUAUAUAUUUUUACUAAUGAGGCAUAUUUCCACUUGUAAAAUGUAUUGAAUGAAAUUUCAUUGAAAGGAAAAGUUUUAUUUUGUUUCUUUGUUGUAAACGAUUAAGACAUUUUCCGUCAGUCAGAACAAAACUAAUUUAAUAAGAAAUAUAAAGAUAUAUAAGACACUUU
Messenger RNA from Nezara viridula (southern green stink bug), 2280 nucleotides. NCBI's taxonomy places the organism in Eukaryota, Metazoa, Arthropoda, Insecta, Hemiptera, Pentatomidae. The record is from the annotation of a GenBank genome assembly.